AGUUGCCAUCCAACUGUGAAUGGAUUCACUCGCGUGGUCCUUAAAGGGUUCACCACAGCGCAGAAAUCGCGAUCUCUGAGGGAUUUGAUACACAGGACACCUUGUCGUGGAAGGGUUCCAAGUUGGACAAAUAAAAAAGACACAUUCAGUGCCAAUAAUUUCAUCAAGUCGUUGAAAGGUCCAUGCGGUACCGAUUUCCCCCAGACUCACCUUCUGUACUCGCGCCUUGGGGAAAAAAAGUAUUCGGUUAGGUUUGAAGCUUUCAUGUGAAAAGUUACAAACAUUCGCCAGUGAUUGAGUGCAUUUGACCGUUGGUUAAAUAUUAAAUGAGUAUAGUGUGGUGCUUUUGUGAGGAUUUUUUUUUCUGUUCACGUGAAAAUGACCCAAGUUCUAACUAGGAAUGUUUGUCCAGUGUGGUGUAACUACGAAAAUAUAGUUAUUUCAUGCAAAUCACAUCACUAACUCGUGCUAUCAUUUACUCUCCAGAAUUGAUCCAGUUUUUUUCUUCUGGGUUUUUGUUUUAACCAUCUGGACAAAAAAUAUAGAGUCCAGUGCUGUUUUUUCGUGGCUAUGCUUCCUCGAAAAAUGCUUCAAACCGUGCGUUCCAUUGUGAUUUUGUUGGAAAUAGAGGAGCAUUAAGGACAUUAUUUCUGGGAAAUUCAUCACAAUUGUGAAAGAGUGGUAUAACUUUCGUCUCACGGAAUUGAUGAAAAAGCUUUGGUGAAUUGGCCAAAGGCACAAAGCUCAGCUGAAAAGUUUCUGUUGGAACAAGUAAAAAAAAAAAGAAACGAAGACGAAAGUGAAGAACAAAGCUGGAAGUUAAAGGAACACAAGAAAGUGCCGGUGAAUUCAAAUCCAAAGCUUGAGAGUGAAGAAGUUUUCCAGGUGUGAGAGAUGAGGUGAUAAAAUCGAUACUGUGAUGUGCUGUGAUUGGGCUGAAGCAUUGUAAAGAUAAAAUAUGAAAAUAAGUGACCGGAAAAUGUAUUGUACGGUGAAAUCCAUUUGCACUCAGUUCGAAGCACUCGAGUCUUGCUAGAAACUGCCACAUCUUCCUUCCACAACCACCAAGCACCCCACUAUCAUCCUCAAAUGGUGAACGGAGUGGCGCCCACGAUGGCGCCAUGUGUUCUUGGGCUGCUGCUCCUGGCAUUCAAUACAGGUAGCUUGGCAACUGGCUCGCGGAGAUUCCUCACGGACUUCCUGCAGGAGUGGCCAACGCCCGGAACUGGCCCAUAUUUUGACACAUCAGUUCCAUCCAACAUCACUGGACUCGUUGGCAAGACUGUUCAUCUAGUGUGUAAAGUGAAAAACCUGGGAAAUCGAACGGUUUCCUGGGUGAGGCACAGAGAUAUUCACCUGUUAACUGUCGGACGGUACACCUAUACCUCUGAUCAGCGUUUCGAGGCUAUGCACUCGCCUCAUGCCGAAGAGUGGACUCUUAGGAUUAGGUACGCCCAGCGGAAGGAUUCCGGCAUUUAUGAGUGUCAAAUCUCCACAACUCCUCCCAUGGGCCAUCCAGUGUUCCUCAAUGUUGUUGAACCCAUUACGGAAAUUAUUGGUGGGCACGACCUGUUUAUCAACAAGGAUUCAACGAUAAAUCUAACAUGUGUAGUGCGUUAUGCUCCGGAACCGCCACCGGCGAUGAUUUGGUCACACAAUCGUGAGGUGAUAAACUUCGAUUCACCCAGAGGCGGAAUAUCUCUGGUGACGGAGAAAGGACCACUCACAACUAGCCGAUUGCUCGUCCAAAAAGCCUCCCAGAUAGACUCAGGGCUCUACACAUGUGCCCCCUCAAAUGCCAAUCCGUCGUCAGUUCGCGUCCACAUCCUCAAUGAACAUCCAGCUGCAAUGCAUCACGGCGUGUCGAUGAAGCUCCGUGGUCCAGAUGCUGCCACACUCCUCCUCGUGGCUGUCUUCUUCACGAGCAUCCGGUGGAAAUGGGACUGUUGGCGACACUCUCACCUCCAUAUAUAGCUACCGUCUCUCAGCAGGGCGAAAUGCUAAUGGAGCCGCCGGAAGGUGGUAUGGCACUGAAUUAGCAUUAAUGAUAGACCGUCUGACACGCUUCUAAAUUAUUCAGUUCGACUGGAGAUGGACUCGAGUCUGGGAAUCAGGACAAAGAAAAAUCCCCGACUUUCACUUAGGAAUUUUUCGAAUUUAAGCAAAUAUUUGUCCGAUGUAUAUUAUAUAUACAGAGGCAUUUAAUGCCGAAAGCAUCGCCAACGAUCUUGAUCUGAUGAAUCAGGCGAUUUUUGUUCCCAUCGGCAAACUCUCAUCCCCUUCCCUGGCCAUACAAUACUGCUAAAGUUUUCCCAGUAGGAGAAAAUUGCAGAGGUUUGAGGGAGGAUUUUUUUUCUGCUAGCCAUCUCACUUUUCAUUCAGUUCCAAAAGUAAAAAAAAAAAGAAGCAUAAUCCUAUUACGAAGUGGAAACCCAGUUUGGAGUACACCCAAAUGCAUACACAAUACCGGGGGAGAGUGUGGUAAAUUAGAGCUGAGCAAGGUUCAGGGGAGAAAAUUUACAUAAUUUAUUUUUAGACCAUUCUAUAGACUCUGCCUGGAUGUUACAUGGAUUUACAAGUUGUGUAAACACAAUAUAACUAACCGUGGUAGCUUCACACAAAAGACAACCCAGGAAAAUCCUUUUGAAGUGAUCCCCCUUCCAAUCUUAGCAAUUUUACCGCCCAUUUUGGUAGGGUGCAAAAUCCCAGGGUGCAAAAAAAAAGAAGUGGACAAAAGUAGAUGAGAAAAAUCAAAUAAACAAGACACAUGUGGUGUCAAAUGUAGAGUUUGAUAAAACACGAGGAUUCAAAACUUUUCCCGAUAGCAAUGCGCUUCAAGUUCUGGGGAAACUUCGAAGCAAAAGCUCAAAACUCACAAAGUCCCUCUUGACCAAAUCUUACACCUAUCCGCAUCCAAAAGUCUCUCGUCACAUCGAAUUUAUCAUCUUGCACAAGAGCUCAAUUCCACUUUCUAGGUCGUUCUUGGUUCUGAAAGAACAAGUAGAGACGACAAUACGUGAAGACUAAUUGUCCCCCAGGGGAUUUCGCAGCCAGGUGUGGUUAAAUCUGGAAAAGCGCACAGAUUUAGUCACUAAAGGGAAUUAAAGAUUAGAUUAUUAUGCUUUAACCUGAAAGUAAACCUUAUUUCACAGCAUUAUGAAUUUUUGAAUAAAACCUCUGAAUUUAGAGAUAAAUCCCUAAGCUGUACAUCUUCAAAUUGUCCUUUGUAGGUUUAUCGUUAUUCUCUUAUAAAAAUAAA
Phlebotomus papatasi is the source of this 3259-nucleotide messenger RNA. Its product is annotated as zwei Ig domain protein zig-8-like. Lineage: Eukaryota; Metazoa; Arthropoda; Insecta; Diptera; Psychodidae. The transcript is spliced from 8 exons. Gene Ontology annotation, cellular component: neuron projection membrane. The record is from RefSeq and is a predicted model, not a curated record. Gene Ontology annotation, biological process: synapse organization. The coding region runs from base 1090 to 1974 and encodes 294 amino acids.